Messenger RNA from Drosophila kikkawai, 1045 nucleotides. It is a transcript of the gene St2, whose product is annotated as Sulfotransferase 2. Gene Ontology annotation, molecular function: sulfotransferase activity. Gene Ontology annotation, biological process: sulfation. NCBI's taxonomy places the organism in Eukaryota, Metazoa, Arthropoda, Insecta, Diptera, Drosophilidae. The record is from RefSeq and is a predicted model, not a curated record. Gene Ontology annotation, cellular component: cytoplasm.
UUUCGGGCACAGCGGACGCUUAGAUUUUGAUUUGCCAUGCAGCUGAUCUAUCGCGAACUAGAGGCGGACAUUGUCCGGCGUACGAAUGCCGUCUUCCCCGCCCAGAAUUGCUUUGUGGAGGUGCUACCCGACCAACUGAUCAUACCAAGGAAGUACAUGGAGCUGGGUGAAUCCAUCCGUUCGCUUCCCGUCUUCGAGGACGAUGUGUGGAUGGUGUCCUAUCCACGUACUGGCUCGACUUGGGCACAGGAGAUGGUCUGGCUGCUGGGUCAUAAGCUAGACUAUGUGGCUGCCGAGCAGGACUUGCGUUUGCGCUCUCCACUGAUCGAGCUAUCUGCUUUGUUCAGUACUGAUCACCAUGAGACGGUGGCUCAAACGUUUGGAAAUACCGUAGAUUUGGUUCGCAAUCUGCCACGCCCCCGUUUCGCCCGUUCGCAUCUGUCAUGGCAACUGCUACCCGAGGAAUUCGAGACGGUGAAACCUCGAAUUGUGUACACCGCUCGCAACCCCAAGGAUCUGUGCGUGUCCUAUUAUCACUACUGCAAGUUGCUCCACGGCAUUAAUGGGGACUUUGAGCAGUUUGUGGAUCUCUUCCUGGAGGGACACACUCCGAUGGGCUCCUACUGGAAGCAUGUGCUGCCAUUUUGGAAGCGGAGCCAGGGGGAGAAUGUGCUGUUCAUCAAGUACGAGGACAUGAUCAAGGAUCUGCCACGAGUGGUGCGUAGCUGCGCCCGGUUCCUGGGCGUCGAGAGUCUCCUGACUGCUUCCAGCCAGCAGCAGCUGUGCGAACAUCUCACCUUUGACAAGAUGAGGGCCAAUAAGGCGGUGAAUCUGGAGAAGCUGCUGCCGGAGUCAUCGUCCAAGUUUAUAAGAAAUGGCAAAAUUGGAGAUUGGCGAAAUCACAUGGGAAAUGAGAUGUCCGAACGAUUUGAUGCCUGGACGGAGAAGCAUGUCCGCGGGGCCGGUUUAACUUUUGAUUACGAGUGAAUUUUAUUUGUUUUAAAUGUUUGUAUUUUAAAUAAAACGUAUUUUUGUUGUUUUUCGU